Messenger RNA from Encephalitozoon hellem ATCC 50504, 366 nucleotides. Its product is annotated as RNA polymerase II subunit Rpb4. NCBI's taxonomy places the organism in Eukaryota, Fungi, Microsporidia, Unikaryonidae. Gene Ontology annotation, molecular function: nucleotide binding; translation initiation factor binding. Gene Ontology annotation, biological process: positive regulation of translational initiation; mRNA export from nucleus in response to heat stress; transcription initiation at RNA polymerase II promoter. The transcript has a single exon. Bases 1 to 366 code for a protein of 121 amino acids. Gene Ontology annotation, cellular component: RNA polymerase II, core complex; P-body. The record is from RefSeq and is a predicted model, not a curated record.
AUGGAUAGUGACAAGUGUGAUGAAGAUAUGAAGGAUUCGCACCCAGUCACACUGGCCGAGGCAAGGUAUUUACUCGAGGGACAGAAAGAAAGAUUCAGGGCAGAUUUCAGAUCAAAUGCAUCGAAGAUAUUUAGGUCAACACUGGGAUAUCUCGAUGAGUUCUGCAGGAUCAAAGACAAGUCUGUUGCCGAGGAUCUUCGCACAACCCUUUCUGCACUGGGCUUCAGCGAACUCGAGAUAGCUUUGUUUGGAUCUUUGUUUCCUCAGUCUGUUGAGGAGGCGAAGUCUCUUGUUCCAUCUCUGGAAUCAAAGGGUGACGAUGUUGUUGAGCAAGCUGUGGAAAAGAUACAGCAGCUGGCCCUAUGA